Molecule: messenger RNA, 441 nt
Organism: Leishmania braziliensis MHOM/BR/75/M2904
Lineage: Eukaryota; Euglenozoa; Kinetoplastea; Trypanosomatida; Trypanosomatidae
Exons: 1
Coding region: 1-441 (146 amino acids)
Source: RefSeq, a predicted model, not a curated record
AUGGGCUGCUUCAACUCGACCGACUCCGUGCCUCUUCAGGACCCCACAAGGGGGUACAUGUACACGAACCCCAAGGCGAAGGGGACGAAAGAGGCGCUCUUUGGUGGACUCCUCUACCGCAUCAUUGACGAGCAGGAGGGGUGCUGGGCCUUCUACAACAACUCGAAAGACUACGAGUUUCACAUCAAGUACCUGUUUGGUGCUGAUAGUCACGUGAACGCACUGAGCGACACCGCAGUGACGGUGCAGGAUGACGGCAUUCUCGCCGAGGUGUCCGUUUACCCGUUGGAGACGAAGGACUUUGUGCGGGGCAUGAUCGACGGCUACGAGAGCAAGCUUGAGGCACUACCGCUAUCGGAGGAGUACUUUGCGCAGCAUCCGGAGCUCGACGAGGCAGCUUACUACCGCCGUCUCGAGGCGCCCAAGAGCAACCAAUUCUAG